GCGACAAUCGAAAUCAUUCGCGCCUUUCUGAAAUUUGCAUUUUGUACAGUCUAAACGGGAAUUCGUGUAAACUACGAAGUAAUAUAAACAAACAAAAACUAGUAGACUAUAGAAUAUUAACCGUUUCCUAUCAAUGGACACUUGUGAAGUAGAGGGAGACGCGGACACGCUGGUGAGACGCUUCUCCGUCAGCUGCGAGCAACUGGAUCUGGAAGAGAGAAUCCGGCAGGGCGCUCUGUCCACCUACCGUCGCUUGGAUGCCGUCAGCGGGCUGUCUACAAGCGAGGCAGAUGCCCAGGAGUGGCUGUGUUGCGCCGUCUACAGCGAACUGCAGCGCGUGAAGAUGCGCGAUAUUAGGGAGUCCAACAACGAGGCAAACGAUUCGGAGGAGCAAAACUUCUGCUGGAACAUGUCACUAACCAGUCUGCUGCGCAGCUUUAAAGUGAACAUGUCCCAGUUUCUACGCCGCAUGGAGCACUGGAAUUGGCUAACACAAAACGAGAACACUUUCCAGCUGGAGGUUGAGGAACUGCGUUGUCGACUUGGUAUCACUUUGACGCUGCUGCGGCAUUAUCAGCACAUCUUUCGGUGCCUGUUCGUUCAGCCCGGCAAGGAUGCGGACCCUGAUGCCACAUAUCAGUACCAAGCGCUGUAUGAGUUCGGUUGGUUGCUCUUCCUAGUCAUUCGCAACGAGUUACCCGGUUUUGCGACUACAAACCUGAUCAACGGCUGCCAAGUGCUCGUUUGCACAAUGGAUAUCCUUUUCGUGAACGCCUUAGAGCUGCCCCGAUCCGUAGUUAUCCGCCGGGAAUUCUCUGGAGUGCCCAAGAAAUGGGACACCGAAGACUUCAAUCCUGUCUUGCUAAAUAAAUAUAGCGUGCUAGAAGCACUGGGAGAACUGAUUCCCGAGCUACCAGCGAGGGGGGUGAUGCAAAUGAAGAACGCCUUUUUCCACAAAGCCUUAAUAAUGCUCUAUAUGGACCAAUGUUUACUUGGAGACGACACUCACAUGCGGGAGAUCAUUAAGGAGGGUAUGCUAGAUAUCAACCUUGCAAACUUAAAUCGCAAAUACACCAAUCAAAUAGCCGACAUUAGUGAGAUGGACGAGCGUGUGCUGCUUAGCGUCAAGGGGGCGAUAGAGACCAAAGAGGACUCUCCUAAAAGCCCACAGCUCGCCUUCCAAACUAGCUUGUCACCUUCGCAUAGGAAACUGUUCACCCAUGAUCUACCAAAAACUCUUCCCCUAAGCAUUAUAAAAGCUUUCCCAAAGAAGGAAGACGCAGAUAAAACUGUAAAUUAUUUGGAUGAAACUCUGGAAGAAAUGAAUCGGACUUUUACUAUGGCCGUAAAAGAUUUUUUGGAUGAUGAAUUGUCUAGAAAACGAUUCCGGCAGGCCAGAGGCCUUUGCUACAAAUAUUUGCAGAAAAUUUUGGGCCCGGAGAUGGUACAAAAACCCCAGCUGAAAAUUGGUCAGUUAAUAAAAAAGCGCAAGCUUACCGACGCCUUGUUAGCUUGCUGUCUGGAACUAGCACUUCACGUCCACCACAAACUAGUGGAAGGCUUAAAGUUUCCCUUUGUCCUGCACUGCUUUUCACUGGACGCCUACGACUUUCAAAAGAUUCUAGAGUUGGUGGUGCGCUGCGAUCAUGGUUUUCUGGGCAGAGAGCUGAUCAAGCAUCUGGAUGUGGUGGAGGAAAUGUGCCUGGACUCUUUGAUUUUCCGCAAGAGCUCACAGCUGUGGUGGGAGCUAAAGCAAAGAAUUCCAAGCUACAAGGAAGUCGAUGCAGAAACGGAAGGUAAGGAGAACUUUUCAACAGGCUUAAGCAUCUGCCUACGAAAGUUCUACGGAUUGGCCAACCGGCGGCUGCUCCUUCUGUGUAAGAGUCUUUGUCUCGUGGAUUCCUUUCCCCAGAUAUGGCAUCUGGCCGAGCACUCUUUUACCUUAGAGAGUGGCCGUCUGCUCCGCAAUCGCCACCUGGACCAACUGCUGUUGUGCGCCAUACAUCUUCAUGUUCGGCUCGAGAAGCUUCACCUCACAUUUAGCAUGAUUAUCCAGCACUAUCGCCGACAGCCGCACUCUCGGAGAAGCGCUUACCGAGAGGUUAUACUGGGCAAUGGCCAGACCGCGGAUAUUAUCACUUUCUACAACAGUGUGUAUGUCCAGAGUAUGGGCAACUAUGGUCGACACCUGGAGUGUGCGCAAGCAAUCAAGUCACUGCAAGAAUCACAGAGUAACGUUGGUAUUUUGACGGAGACAACUCCCAACGAAUUGAUCUUGAGAGCCAACAUCAGCAUAUCUUCGCCGCCCCCUCCCAGGAUAUGCCAAAGUGGCUCCUGCUCCAGUCAUUCACCUCCAUCUCCCGCCGCAUCACCACUUUCCUUGCAAAGCUCGCCCAACAUAAAGCGCGCUGCUUCCAGUAGCGAAUUGAGAGAGAUCAAGCGACCCAACAUCCUGCGGCGUCGCCAGCUUUCAGUGAUCUAAAAACCAAUCAAAAAAGGCUUAAAUACUUGGCUGCAUUUUACGCAGCUAGCUUAGUAUAUUUCUUAAGAUUUUUCUCAAACUCAAAAAUGGUAAUUAAA
This is a messenger RNA of Drosophila sechellia, 2580 nucleotides long. RefSeq names its product Retinoblastoma-family protein 2 (gene Rbf2). Lineage: Eukaryota; Metazoa; Arthropoda; Insecta; Diptera; Drosophilidae. Gene Ontology annotation, molecular function: RNA polymerase II transcription regulatory region sequence-specific DNA binding. The record is from RefSeq and is a predicted model, not a curated record. Gene Ontology annotation, cellular component: nucleus; chromatin; transcription regulator complex. Bases 134 to 2482 code for a protein of 782 amino acids. The transcript has a single exon. Gene Ontology annotation, biological process: regulation of transcription by RNA polymerase II; negative regulation of G1/S transition of mitotic cell cycle; cell differentiation.